Molecule: messenger RNA, 1014 nt
Organism: Aspergillus nidulans FGSC A4
Lineage: Eukaryota; Fungi; Ascomycota; Eurotiomycetes; Eurotiales; Aspergillaceae
Exons: 2
Coding region: 1-1014 (337 amino acids)
Molecular function (GO): O-methyltransferase activity; protein dimerization activity; methyltransferase activity
Source: RefSeq, a predicted model, not a curated record
AUGCUAACGGCGCUGUCGAAACAGGGUCGACAGACGGCGCUGGUCUGCAUAGGGGGGGACCUCGGAAUUUUCAAGUCACUCGCGGAGAGCAAAGCACCCUUAUCAUCCAAACAGCUUGCAGAGGCUACCAUGGCGGACCCGCUGCUCGUCAGCCGCAUCAUGCGAUACCUGGUUGCGAGUCGUCUGGUCGGGGAGACAGCACCGGACCAGUACGUGGCCACCAAGAAGACGUACGUCUUUGCCGACCCGCGCUUUGAGGAGCCUAUCCGAUUCUUUCACGCCGUCAGCAACCGUGCUUUCCAGGCUCUGCCAGAGUUCCUCAAAGAGACGGGCUAUCAGAAUGAAACCCAGCGCAGUGCGUUCCAAAAGGGGCUUGGCACAGAGCUUCAGCUCUAUCCCUGGCUUAAGCAGCAUCCGGAUGUGCUGAAAAACUUUCAAGCUGCUAUGCGGCUUACCAAAGACGCCAAUGGUGUGGGUGUGAUGCCGUUAGACAGCUCUGUGAGCAGUGGCCAUGAGGGUGUCAUGUUUGUGGACAUUGGUGGCAAUACUGGCCAUCAGGCUGCUGAGGUGCUGUCCCAGCAUCCAGAGCUUGCCGGCCGAGUGACUGUUCAGGACCGUGGUGAAGUCAUCAAAAGCGCACCCGAGAUGAAAGGCAUUCAGUGGAUGGAGCACGACUUCUUUGAUGUUCAGCCUGUGAAAGGGGCCAAAUAUUACUAUCUGCGAGCCAUUCUCCACAACUGGGAUGAUGACCACGCCGUGCAGAUCCUGGCCAACAUUGUGCCUGCCAUGUCUGCCGACUCGCUGGUGGCGAUUGAUGAAGUGGUCGUGCCGGAUCGAGACGCCCACUUGUGGCCGGCCGGGCUCGAUCUCCAAAUGUACACUAUCUUUGGAACCAGGGAGCGCACAGCAGCACAGUGGGAUGCGAUCCUCGACAGAGCCGGACUGCGUGCUGUGGCAGUCAAGAGGUAUGCGCCUGUCAUGCAAAGCUCGGUCAUUUUUGCGGCUGCCAAGUAG